GCAGGGAGCGACAUAAAGAGUUCACAUUCCCACUCUGUCGAUAAUUCGACUGGGCAAGAAGAGCUCGACCGCUUAGCUUCCUUUACCAAAUCGAAUAGACCACGCGACCAGGCGUAUAUCGUCUUGCCUAGUAGUAAAAGUUGUAGAGCUGCAUCUCACAAACGAGAGGAAGAAUGACGAGACGCACACUACUUGUGCUGCUAGCUACACUUGUGGCAUCAUGUGUCACAAUCAGCGCGCAACAACCACAACAACCUCCGCUACCCACCGGAGUCUCCACGCAGCACUCUCACCAGCACCCGCAGCCUCGACCACUAACCCCUUCUCAAAAGCGCGCGCUUUCUCAGCUGCGCCUCCGCGCUCCCCGAGCCGCCAAAAUCAUCCUCAACCGCCUCAAGAGUCGCCAGCCCCCAUUCACGGCUGUCGCCCAAGAAUCGUACGAAAUCGCCAGCUCCCUCCAGCUCGCGGCCUCCCGCGCGCUUUCCUGGCUACAACCAAACCCUUCCGCCGAUUCCUCCCCGCAAUCCCCCCGCGACCCCUCCCUCCUCUCCCGCUUCCUUUCCGCCAUGCGCCCCGCGGGCCUCACCGCCGGCGCAAGCAACCGCCGCGCUCUGGUCCAGAACCCCAAGGCGGGCCAUCACUUCUUGAAAGGCGGGCACCACGGGCUGAAAGGGGGGCACCACGGGCUCUCAGGGGGGCACCACGGGCUGACAGGCGGGCAUCACGGCCUGAAAGGCGGGCAUCACGGGGUGAAGGGGGGCCAUCACGGGCCGGGCGGCGGGCACCACGGCAAGGAGAAGUGGCUGAGGAUGCAGGUGAAGCGCCCCGCAAAGGACGGGCUCAAGAUCGGGUCGACUAAAAGCGCGGGCGAUUCCAACGGCGCGCUGUCGGGAGAUUUCGGGUCGGGGUCCGGGUCGGGGUCGGGGUCGAAUUACGGGUCGGGAUCGGGUUCGAACUCCGGGUCGGACGUUUCGUCGACUUUCUCCGUGACGGAAUUCGGCGCGGACGGCGGCGGCUCGAGCGACGCCUCCAAAGCCUUCGCGGCCGCAUUCGCCGCGGCGUGCAAGGAAGCGUCGUCGUCCGACAAAAAAACCGGCAUCGUAAUCCCCUCGGGAAGAACCUUCCUCGUGAAGCCUGUCGUGUUCGAGGGGCCGUGCGGGCCGGGCGUGCAGUUCAGACUCGACGGCACCGUCGUGGGACCGUCGGACCCGGGGCAAUACAACAACCCCGGGUCGGGCACGUACGGCAUACUGAACUUCCGCGGGAUCCCGGGGCUGGAGGUCGUGGGCGGCGGGCUGGUGAACGGGAAUGCGGAGGAGUGGUGGAAGAAGGGCGGCGACGAGCGGCCGCAGAACAUCGUCAUCGUGGAGUGCCACGGGGUGCUCGUCUCCGGGAUCACAUCCAAAGACCCCGCGUUCAAGCACCUGUUCUUCUACGAGAACAAUGGCGUGACGGUGCGCGGCGUGACGACGAUGGCGCCCGAGGAGAGCCCGAACACGGACAGCCUGCACCUGUCGUACGUGCAGGACGCGCUCAUCGAGAACUGCGAGUUCUCUAGCGGAGACGACAAUGUCGCGAUCAUCAACGGCACGUCGCGAGUGCUGAUCCAAAAUAUCGUCGGGAACUCCGGCCACGGGAUCAGCAUUGGAAGUCUCGGGAAGGACAAGGACACGAGCUGCGUGUCGGACAUCACGGUGCGCAAGUCCAUCCUGCGCAAUACCGCCAACGGGCUGCGGAUCAAGACGUGGCAGGGCGGCAAGGGCAAGGUCUCGGGGAUCCACUUCGACGACAUGAUUCUCGAAAACGUUGGUAACCCGAUUCGCAUCGACCAGUUCUACUGCAACAGCGAGCCGUCGCGGUCCUGCGGGACGUCUGGCAGCGCCGUCGCGAUUUCGGACGUCACGUUUCAGAACGUCCAGGGAACGACGUCCAAAGGCGAGGGGAUAAAAAUCGACUGCUCCGAUACAGUCCCCUGCAGUAACAUCCUCCUCGCUAAUAUCAACCUCCAGCCCGUGGCAGGGGGAAACCCGCUGGAGCCGUUUCUCAAUAGCGCGUAUGUGACUGUAGAGGGGCAGGUGGUGCCUCAAUUGAAGGACGUCAAGAGCAGCCCGAGCUCGGGGCUGCUUUCAGCGGUGAAGGAGAUGCAAGGGUACUGCUGAUGGGCGUGCUGGGUGGGCGGCAAGGGGCUCUGUGCAGGGGUGUGAUGGACAAAUUGCAGGAGGGUGCUGCCUAUGGGCGUGGUGGGAGGGCUGUGGGUGGAGGGUACUGCUAACAGGGUGGAGGUGAGGGUGGUGGGGGGUGUGGGGGCGAAAGGGCAUGACCUAGGUUAGCAUUGACAAGUGAACGUCUGUCAGAACCUUUCUGACAGCAGCAGCGGCAGCAGCAGUGACAUUAGGUAGCAGUAGCAGAAGCAGCUGCAGCACGUGUAACAGAGAUGGUGUAGUGUUAGCAACAGCAGUAGCGGCAGGAUGGGGAUCAGAGAUGUCAGCAACAGCAGCGGCAGCAGCAGCAGCAGAUUCUUUGGACAAGGGGGGCGCAAUCCUACCGUAUGUAGGCUCUACUGAGGAAGGCUUUACUGGGAAAGGGUUAGGGGAACCAGGGGUCAAGGCCUUGGGGACUUGGGAUCUGAUGCCAUUCAGUUGGGCAUCGGGUUUGAGGAAUGGACGGUUGGGAUUGGGAGAUAGGGUCAGCAGAGCCAGGAGUGCUCAUCUCCCUUCAUGUAGGGGAUAGGGGCACACAUGGGGGUCUCUCGUCUCAUGUUGUACUUGUAUGACCUAUGCAAUUAUCAGAGAUUUCAGUCU
This is a messenger RNA of Closterium sp. NIES-67, 2801 nucleotides long. The record is from the annotation of a GenBank genome assembly. NCBI's taxonomy places the organism in Eukaryota, Viridiplantae, Streptophyta, Zygnematophyceae, Desmidiales, Closteriaceae.